Messenger RNA from Alternaria atra, 972 nucleotides. RefSeq lists its product as uncharacterized. Bases 1 to 972 code for a protein of 323 amino acids. The record is from RefSeq and is a predicted model, not a curated record. Gene Ontology annotation, cellular component: mitochondrion. The transcript has a single exon. NCBI's taxonomy places the organism in Eukaryota, Fungi, Ascomycota, Dothideomycetes, Pleosporales, Pleosporaceae.
AUGGGGGAAGAACAAGCCAGCGGUGUGAAGACACCUGCAAGCACAGAGCAUGGAGAGCAAACUACCGUACCCAAGGUCGCAACACCUUCUAUUGCAAUUCUCAAACCCAAGCUCCCGCUGCCUGCGAUGCGCACACCCACCACCUCGACCGACACACCUCGCGAAUGGAACACCUCCAAGCUCGGUCUACGCAUCGGCGUUGAUGCUCUCUCAGCAGGUGCAGCGGGAGUACUUGUCGCACCCAUUAUAACCAUGAUCGAUAAAGGCAUCAUCGAAAACGCAAGUGGCAGGAACACAUUAGGUGCUAGUCUGAAGAAGAGUGCCGUGGAGUUGUUGGCGAAACCCCACCGCUUUGUGGCAAGCAAGCCUUUCGUCCUCAUCUUCAGCCUAUACUUUGGAACAUACUUUACGGCGAACAGUAUCGAUACCGUUUCCGCGACCGUGAAGCCCACACAAGGAUUACAGGAACAAACAAGUGGAACAAGCAAGUUUCUAGCUACGAGUACAGCGAAUCUGGCGUUGUGUUUGUACAAGGACAAUCAGUUUACGCGGCUUUUUGCUGCGCCGGGGUCGUCUCCUCGACCUGUUCCUUUGCCAACUUUUGCGCUCUUUACAAUUCGCGAUUGUCUUACCAUUUUCGCUUCUUUCAACUUGCCGCCGCUGCUUGCGCCCAAGGUGGACGAGCGCAUGGGCGAGGAAGUGAAGAAGUAUGUUGGUGCGCUGAGCGUCGCGCAGUUUGCUACGCCUGCUGCGGUUCAGAUUGUGAGCACGCCAUUGCAUCUGCUGGGUCUUGAUCUGUAUAACAGGCCUGAUGCUACGGUGGGUGGUGUUGACGGGAGGGCCAGUCGCGUUGUGAGGGAUUGGGCCAAGAGUGCUGCGGCGAGGAUCUGUCGUAUUGUCCCUGCAUUUGGUGUUGGCGGUGUGGUCAAUACCAAGGUACGGAAGAAUAUGAUGGGAAGGCUUGAAGAGUAG